This is a messenger RNA of Penicillium waksmanii, 2232 nucleotides long. RefSeq lists its product as uncharacterized. The coding region runs from base 1 to 2232 and encodes 743 amino acids. Lineage: Eukaryota; Fungi; Ascomycota; Eurotiomycetes; Eurotiales; Aspergillaceae. The transcript is spliced from 2 exons. The record is from RefSeq and is a predicted model, not a curated record.
AUGGACGAUGAUGAUUACUUCUCCGACGACUUCGAUUCCCUACCGCCGGGUACGCUGUACGAGCUAGAGCAGAAUGCCUAUCAGGCGACUCAAGCUCCAGCUACUCAGGUAUCGGUGACCCAGGACCAUGUUCAGCCAGUCGAGCAUGCCCAUCUCAAUGCCAGGGUCGCUACGCCUGCGCGGCAAUCGACGACCUUAAAGCCACCACCUCGACUACACACCGGGUUAACGAACGAAUACCAUACACUUGAAGUGGGCGAAUUGGGGGCGGAGGUGCAUAAUGAUUUCGAGGACCAACCGGCCCUUCACCAGGACACCCAUGUCUUGGCUGCGCAAAAUGAAUGGCCCGGGCCUACCAAUGGUACGAUGGGCGACGACGCGAUGGAAUUAGAUGACUAUGGCCAGACGAAUGUGUAUCCAGCAAAUGCACAUCUGGAGCAGCUAGAACAAGAAAAGGAAUUGAUCCGACGCGAACUAGGCGAAGCUCAGGCGCUGGCCGAGACAAAGGCUGGGGAGAUCGCCAUCAUCCGUUCAAAACAGGUCAGCAUGGUCCGGGAUUACGAUCGCCAAUUGUCAGCUCUACGGAAAGCCAUGGCAGACGAGGUGGCCAAACACAAGGUCGAGGUCGAGGCGGCUCUUUCGGAAGGGAGGAAACUGGCGACAGAGAAUACUUUCCUACAGCAUGAUCUUGCUGAGGAGACAUAUCACCUCCGAAACUUCAAGGUCAAGCAGCAACGGCUUGACGAUAACGCCCAACCAGUCACUCCCAGGAAAUCCCGAGUGCUUCCUUUUCGGGACGGAUUUGACGACGAUGAGAUCGCGGUAGUCUCUCCUAGCAAGUCGGCGGCACGAUCGAAACGAGGAACUCCGACUCAUCCCGGAAAACGUAAACGACGGGCAAGCCAAGAUAGUCCUGUUCCUUUGCAGUUGAGUCCCGCUGUGGAAAUGAUGAUGGUUGAUGCUCCGUCUGAGGAAAUCCCCGACGCUGAUUCGGAAGACGAGCAAAAGUCUUCCCGUCGAGAUCCCCGCGAGGAAAAACAUUUGAAGAGAUUGCUGAAUCACCGCCUGACUGAGAGUCAAGAAACCGAUAUUGAAGCGAUGGCGCACUUUUAUUUCCCAUCGGAACCCAAAGGACCUAUAUCGAGAAUUCUGCUAGACGAUCUUGCCAACUUGAACACGGGCAGCUUUGUUGUGGACUACAUACAUGCGAUCGGCCCGGUAUGGCAACGUGCAAUGAAAGAGAAAUUAUAUGACCCUAUUCCUCGAUUCAUGGCCAUUGCCCGAUACGUGUUGACAUUGGACGAUGUUCGGCUCGAAGAUCUUAUACCACCUUUGGUCAAUGUCCUCCAAUAUGCCGUGGAAGUCAACGCCGCCAAGCGAUUCGAAUUCUCCCCUGCGCGUGCUCUUCGCCAGUCCCCUCAAACACCACAAUCGGAUCUACAGCCGUUAGUCGAUUCAACCGAGUGUUUACGGCUCCUCUUUCAAGUUGCUUGUGAAUUAUUACAUGUCAAACGUGCUAUGAAUACAUUCUGGGGCCAUAUCCGCCACGACUUCAUCCUGGUCAUGCUUCACGGAUCUCAACCUCUCAAAGACAUAUCACUUACCAUGCACCUGCUGUCCACGAGUAUUCGCCCCGACUCUUUCGGGCCCAUCAUGCCCUCGGAAGGAGAACAAGCCGCUGUGCAGAGAUAUAUUGUCGACCGACUCACUCAUAUGCUUCACGAGUCUGCCCAGCCAGACGAAGGCCUCGAAUCUUAUUCUGUAUAUGAUAUCUGCGCAAUGCGACUAGAAGUCCUGCUCUGUUUAGAAGCACUCGCUUUUAACCCAGCUGCUCCAUCACGAGACCACGGCAGUGCUAUCUUGGCAGUCCAUCAAAAUGCGCUGGCGCGCCUCUUCAGAUCAAUGCACGACGAACUGGACGCGCUUUACUCGUCGCCGCCAGAACAGGAGCUACGCGCCGCACUGGUCAACGGGCUAAUGCGACUCAUUUUCGGCGUCAUGCGUCGCCAUGGCGCGUCGAUAAAUAUGCAGGACAAGCUCUCAUGCGUGGCUGGUAGUAAGCAAAAACAUCUCGUUGUGCUCACCAGGCUUGCCUUCUGUGAUGGUGUCAUUUUGGAGGCGGGUAUUGAGGACGAGACGGUCGACAUGGCGCACGAACUACUAGAAGAAUGGACCAAUCCGCAAGAAGCGGAGUCACUUGCCGCAGCCUUUCCCAGCUCCCGGCGAGAGUGA